Messenger RNA from Colossoma macropomum (tambaqui), 2173 nucleotides. It is a transcript of the gene hmg20b, whose product is annotated as high mobility group 20B. The record is from RefSeq and is a predicted model, not a curated record. Lineage: Eukaryota; Metazoa; Chordata; Actinopteri; Characiformes; Serrasalmidae. Gene Ontology annotation, biological process: regulation of gene expression. Gene Ontology annotation, cellular component: nucleus. The transcript is spliced from 9 exons. Bases 216 to 1127 code for a protein of 303 amino acids.
AUUAGAUAACGGAUAUAAUGUUAACCGAGAACCACUGCUAAUUAUAAGCGCAUGUGUUCGAAAAGUGCAAUGAUUUACCGUCGUAUUUUAGUACCACUAUGCCUUUCGUGAACGGAUACGAGUCUGCAAGACAGCUAAAUGUUAAGCUAGCAAAGCUAGCCACUUUCCCAGCUAACGAUAAUAAUAAUAGAAAUUCCUGAGUUGACAAGUCUACAAUGGGAGGGGUGAAACAAGAACUGAGUGAUGCCCCUGCAUCUAAGAGUACUCAUCAUUCAGACUCCACGCAGGAAGAAAAAAACCUUUCACUUACUGCACAGCCCGUAAAGAAGCGUGGCUGGCCCAAGGGGAAAAAGAGGAAGAAGGUGUUACCCAAUGGUCCUAAGGCACCAGUGACUGGAUACGUGCGCUUCCUGAAUGAACGACGGGAACAGAUUCGUGCCUUGCAUCCUGACCUUCCUUUCCCUGAAAUCACCAAGAGACUUGGGGCAGAAUGGAGCCGCCUCGCUCCCCAUGACAAACAGCGUUACCUGGAUGAGGCUGAACGAGAAAAAAUGCAAUAUGCACGGGAACUAAGAGAGUAUCAGAAAAGUGAAGCCUACCAGCUCACAAAUGCAAAAAUUCAGGACAAAAAAAUUAAGAAAGAGGAGUUAACAUCUGUCAUUAUCAAUGCCAAUAGUUCAGGAUCGGCCACUUUCAAGAGUUCAGAUUUGUCCAACAGAUUUGACGUGCCGAUUUUCACUGAGGAGUUCCUGGACCAGAACAAAGCACGAGAGGCAGAGCUUCGGCGUUUGCGGAAAGCUAACAUGGAGUUUGAGGAGCAGAACGCUGUCCUGCAGAAGCAUAUAGCCGAUAUGUUCAGUGCCAAAGAGCGGUUGGAAGCUGAGCUUGGCCAGGAUGAGCUCCGCACGCAAGCUUUGCAUCGCCGCUUGCAGGCUAUCAAACAGACACUGGUCAGCAGUCUGGCCUCCGUGCCCCUGCCAGGUACAGGUGAGACCCCCUCAGUUGGAACUCUGGACUCUUAUCUGAGCCGUUUGAGCAAUGCCUUAGAAAGCAGUCCUCAUGAGCACCGGGCCCUGCUGCUCAAGCUCCAAGAGCUUUUGGCUCAUUUAGACAGUGAGAAACUCUGAGAACCAUGUGCAGCUAUGCAGCAGAUGGGAUGAGAGUGUUCACUUAAGCGGUCUGAAAGUGCCAGGAGGGCAGUUUCACCCCAGUAACUUGGAGAAAAUCUUUGCCUUACAAGGUGUAGCAAUGGUGCCUGAAGAUCUAACUGGACACACUUGGAACCUAGUUCUUUUGUAUUUUUGUUCCCUCAAAUUGAUAGGUUCACUGUGAAUAAUGUCUUAUCAUUUUUGUUUUAUGAUAUGUAAAACUCAUUGUGUGAAAACAUUGGCUGGUGAAUACAUUCUCCAAAUUAGGUCAACUAUUCUUUAUUCUUCACUGCUAUAGACUAGCAUAAUGGCUCAUUUGCCUAAUUUACCUACACCUCUUCAAAAAUAACCUUUCCUUUUUUAUUUCAGGAACGUAAUUAAAUUUUCAUUACUCAGUACUAGAUGGAAUUACGUUUCAGAAUUUCCAGUAAAUUAUUAAACUGAAAUUGAACUUUUCCUGUCUGAUUUCAGACUGUUUACAAUGAUGUAUAUAUUUGAAUAGAAAUAUGUUCCCAUUGGUACUGUGAGAUUGAAUCAGGGAAUGUUUCAAUUGUUUCAGUGUGAUAAUAAAUGAAAUGUACAAUUCUUUCAUAUUUUAAAAUGUUCACCAAUUAGUUUAUUAUUAUUUUUCUUUAAAUGUGUAAUGUUUGAAUGUUGUAAUUUCAUUGAACGUCCUAUAUAUUAAUGCUUUCACUGUUCCACAUGAUGUUACAACAACAUUAAAUGUUAUAAAUGAUAAAAUAGGGAUGCAGAUGGUAUUUGGACAGUGGCAUAGUUUUGUUUAUUAUUGUUUUUUUGUUAUUAUUGUUUUUAAUCAAGGAUACGAUUAAUUUUCUUUUUGCCUCUGUUUCUUGGCAAGUAUUUUUAUAUGGAAAUUAUGACAUUUCCAUGAGAUCUAUUGAUUGAUUAAAACCGUAAACAGUGAGGAGAAGAGACUUUGUUUGCUCUCAAGAAUAAUUUUGUAAAUGUAAUAUGUUUGGUGAAACUCUGCCGAUAUCAAACAUUAAAAAUAAUGUUUAAAGGCC